AUGGUUGCUGCUGCCGAAGAUUGUACUGACGUCCAGUGUGACGCCCCGCUGCCAGAAGCACGCAGUGCCGACGGCGCCCUCGAAGGCCGCCUUACGGUCGGCUGGCGUCCUAGGUGGGCGAGUGAGGAGGCAAGUCAGGAAACUGCACAGCCUGAAGGCGCCGAGGACGUCCAUGAUGGCUCUGCCUUGGGAGGCACGGGAGGCCAGCCUGGUAAUGUUGGAGAGGCCCAUGGGCGUCUUGCACGAGCACUUGACGCAGGUGUCCUUGGGGGACAGGUCAUGCGGCAGGAAGCCCACCAGGCCGUCCUCCAAGAAGGACUGGAGCGGCGACUUGACGCCGCACUUGGGGUGUUGGUCACAGCUUUGGUUGCAUAUUUGGUCACAGGUUUGGUCACAUAUUUGGUUGGCACACUGCAUGGUGUUGCACUUCCAACUGGAGCCACCGACUCCCCGGCCGUACCAGCAGUCAAGCCAUCCUCCGUGCCGGGUGUUGUAGAGGCACCGGCGGUAGAGGAGAUACAGCUGUUGGUGGAGGCGUUUGAGCACAUCGUACAGCAGGCAGAGCAAAGCGUCGGCGUCACAGGGAUAGAGCAGGCCUGCCGGGUUGGUGUUGAAGUCGCAGGCGUAGAUGCCAUCUGCGUGGCCGUAGCCGAGUAG
Babesia ovata is the source of this 657-nucleotide messenger RNA. Its product is annotated as DEAD DEAH box helicase, putative. NCBI's taxonomy places the organism in Eukaryota, Apicomplexa, Aconoidasida, Piroplasmida, Babesiidae. The transcript is spliced from 4 exons. The coding region runs from base 1 to 657 and encodes 218 amino acids. The record is from RefSeq and is a predicted model, not a curated record.